Molecule: messenger RNA, 1140 nt
Organism: Conger conger (European conger)
Lineage: Eukaryota; Metazoa; Chordata; Actinopteri; Anguilliformes; Congridae
Gene: hscb
Product: HscB mitochondrial iron-sulfur cluster cochaperone
Exons: 6
Coding region: 119-964 (281 amino acids)
Biological process (GO): protein complex oligomerization; [2Fe-2S] cluster assembly
Cellular component (GO): mitochondrion
Molecular function (GO): protein-folding chaperone binding; ATPase activator activity
Source: RefSeq, a predicted model, not a curated record
UGUUCGCAAAACUUCCUGUUUCUACGAAAUCGUCAUGCGCUAACCUGUUCCAGCGACACACAAGGAAGUGUCAUAUUGAUCGAGGUAGAUCGAGGAUUUAGGUAGAGGCUGGUACAUCAUGCAGGCACUGAAUACGUUACGGUGGAUUUGCAGUUCUCGCUGUUAUCAGAAUGCAAAUGGUUUUGGAAAGUACAUUGUAAAUAUUCUGCCCAGCUCUUCAAACGCAGUCCUUAAUGCUGAGCUCACUUUACAUAAUAAAUACAUAACAGGCAAUAGAGGAUUGUGCAACACCACAUCACAACUUUUGGGACGUUUCAACGCUAACCAGGCAGUUUAUACAAAUCAAUCGAGGACUUUCUCUACAGUUUUAGAUAAAUGCUGGAAGUGCGAGUGUUCAAUUCAAGUAGUUCCCGUAUUCUUCUGCCCUGCCUGCAAAGUUAUACAAGCUCCGGACGACCAUGCGACGUACUUCGAUAUAAUGGACUGUGACAAGGCGUUUGCUUUGGAUACCCAGAAGUUACAACGGAGGUACCUAUACCUUCAACGCUCUCUUCACCCUGACAACUUCAGUCAGAAAACUCAGAAAGAGCAGGAGUAUUCGGAAACCCAGUCAGCGCUGGUAAGCAAGGCUUACAGGACUCUGCUAAAGCCUUUGAGCCGUGGUAUUUACAUGCUGGAACUUGGGGGCGUCCCUGUGGAGGAAGGGACUGACAUUGGGGCUGAUCAACAGUUUCUCCUGGACAUAAUGGAGAUUAAUGAAAGGCUGGAGGAGACGCAGAGCAAAGAGGAGGUUGACAACAUUGGGUUCUCAGUUGAAGAUCAACUGCAGGGCCUAACAGAGAAAAUAAAUGCAUCUUUUCUCAAAGGAGAUGUUUCAUCAGCAAAACUCCUGAUUGGCCAAAUGAAGUACUUUGUGAAUAUACGGGAGAAGGUGAAGGAAAAGCUGUCUGAGAUGCUGGUCUGAUCAUCUUCUCAUCUUCUCUGAUGGCUCCUGCCAGCCUGAUCCUGUGUGUCUCCUGCCAGGCUGAUCCUAUGUGUGCCUAUUUGCAAACCAUCACAUUUUUUAAUGUACAUGUUUACACAAUAUAUAUUAAAUGGUCAGUAUUUAUAUAACCAGUGAAAUAAAGUUUUAAGUAAGAA